AAUAGGUAGGAUCUUUCUUCCUUAAAUCUUUAUAUUCAUAGGAAUGUUCACAUGAGAUAGCUUCAUUUGACAUUGUUUUGUUUUCUAAAUUGUACGCACUAUGUACACUUUGUCCAAAAUUCCAGAGUGCGGAAAAAAUUUCGUCGCAAAACAAAGUGCGCAAUGCGCACUCUACAUGAAGUUCUCAUUAGAAACACUGCAUUCAUCCUAAAUUUUUGUUAUAAUUUAUAUUUACUUUUCAUUUACAUAAUGAAAUUUGUAACAAUUUCAUAAACAUUAUUUCUUACUUAUUUUAACUUUCGAUAUUUUUUUUUUUGAUAUUUUUCUUCGACAUUUAUCCAUUCAUUCAUUCAAUAGUUCAUAGGUAUUUAAAACGAGAAUUGUAGAGACGUUUUCUCGAUGUCAAAUAGUUUUAUUGAAAUAAUGAAUUCAUAAUUAUCAAAUCUCUUUCUUUUCUUGCCUAAUUUUCUAUUAAAACUCAAUUCAGAUGAAUUUUAUUUUAAUUCACCUAAAUAAAAAAAACAAAAAUGGGCGAUAGUUGACGUUUAUUAAAAUUGAUUUUUCUUUGUUUUUGUUCUCGUCUAUAUUGUCAUCUAUCUAUCACCGUCUAUCGCAAAUGAUUUGUAGAUUCAUCAUUCAUUUAUUAUCCAUUCUAAAUAUCAAUAAUUUAACAAGAUCUAUGCAUUUUUCAAAAGUGAAAUUAGAAGUUUUUCAAUGGCUUUAUUUUUUGUGUGCAUAUAAUAAUAUACUGUAUUGAAAAUGAAAAUAAAAUGUGAUUAAAAUAAAAAUACAAAAACAACACGUAUACAAAAAAGAGUUUUAUAUAUCGGUUGAAACAUUGUAAACAAAUAUAACCACACACGCAGAUUUACAUACAACUCUUUUCUCUCGAACAACUAAGACAUUUCUUUCUCCUACGAUAUUCAUAACAAAUAUAUCGUUAGACCGUAGUUUUGAUUUUUCGAGACUUAUGUUAACAAUAUCUUAUCUAAAUAAACAAUAAGGAAGAAUAUUUGCAUUUCUUUUGUAUUCUUAUGUUGCAACAUAGGUUUUCGAUAUAUUUAUACGAAUUUUAUCAAGAAAGUUUUUUAAGUUAUUACAUAUGGCGGAUACUCCAAUAAGUGCUAGUAUUCCGAGAGCAUGUAUAUUGUGAUGAAUAGACAUUGUAAAAAACAAUAUUAAUUGAAAACAGAUUCAAGUCAAAAUUUUUUUUUGAAUACAUUCUUAAAGUGUAUAUUAGCUCAUUGUUAUUGUUCAAAUCGUUUUUGACAAAAUUGAUUGUGUUUAAGUACAGAUUUAUGAAAGACUCUACAGCUCUAUCCUAAGAGGAUCUUUCGUAGUAUCAUUUUUUAAAUUUAUGAGGUAAUAUGAACAAAGCUUAUAUUAAUAUUCAACUAUAGAAUAACAUAUUUCUUUGGAUCGAAGAAUGCAAACUUUAUUGAUAGAGAAAAAUUUUGUUUUAUCAACAUGAGAAAGUGUCAAUCAAUUUCAUUGUCUAAAAUGAGAAAUAUAACAACUAUUCGUCGUCUGAUGAUACAUGAUGGUACAGUGCUUCGAAAUUUGAUAUAAUAUUUUCCGCGUUAGCAUAGUCGCUGCUGUUGUUAGUGAUACAAUUCAAGAAACAAGUAAAAAUCUCAGAAGUGAUAAUCACAAUCAAUAAAGUUGAUGCUUUCUCUGUGAUUGAUGGAAAACAUUCAUUUUUUUUAUAGUGAACUUUUUGCAUCGAGACUUCUAUUUAACCAAGAGUCAAAGUAAAAAUAAUCAUGCAGAUCCCAACAGUGGCUGUGGAUGUGGGUGUAAGUCUUUCAUUUAAUCAAAACCACACCCAUAGUCUUAUUGACAUACAAAGUCAUAAAUGGAUGUCAAAAAUUUAUCCACAAGGUAAUAUUAUUUGAUACAUGGUACAGAAUCCGAUGAUCAGUUAUUAAAACUAAUGGGGUGUGUAAGUUUUUUUGUUAAACUUUCAAAAAGAUUUUUUUAGAGUAAAAUAUGAAGAAUCAUGUUGGUCAUUAACUCCCUCAAAUCAAAGCACAACAUCAACUGUUAUACCGACAUCAGCUAUUGAUGAUUUAAUGAUUAAUUGUAUAUCACAACCAAUUAAACUUGAUGAUCAUAUUUUAAUAAAUGAACCACGAUCACCUACGGAAAAAAAAUUUCAGAAAAACUGCGAUCUCAAAAACCACGGUCUCAAGCGGUUUCAAAGAAACACAUAG
Molecule: messenger RNA, 2213 nt
Organism: Rotaria sp. Silwood2
Lineage: Eukaryota; Metazoa; Rotifera; Eurotatoria; Philodinida; Philodinidae
Source: the annotation of a GenBank genome assembly